This is a messenger RNA of Cotesia congregata, 360 nucleotides long. Lineage: Eukaryota; Metazoa; Arthropoda; Insecta; Hymenoptera; Braconidae. The record is from the annotation of a GenBank genome assembly.
AUGAGCCCUGGUUUCAGCCCGUGCAAUUCACGGCCAAAAAAGCGUUCAUACUCAACUUCCGAAACAGACGCCCAACGUAAAGCGUAUUACUUGGAUAAGAACAUAAAAAACCUGACUCACAACACCCUCGAGACCAUAUACGAGGAGUAUGAUUCAAUGAGUUCAAAAAAAUUCAAGCGACUCAUCGACUUUACCACAAAGGCUGCAAAAUUAGCCAAAGUUAACAAAAGAACAAACAAGAUAAAACGGCUGUUUGGAUCAAAAACUCACAUGAAGAGUAAAUUAUCCCAAAGCUCAAUACAAGCUCUCGCCAAGAAGCUCGACAGUAUUUUAGCUCAGGCAGCUACCGAGCCACAGUAG